AUGGAAUUCUUGCACGUGUUGGGUCAACCCUUUAGUGAUACAACUAUUGAGGCUUAUCAGUAUCACACUUAUCAACCAUAUACAUCGAAUUUAAACUAUAAUGAUGAAAUAAGAAUUAAUAUUCAAGAUCUAGAUGCUUAUACUUUACCAUGUAACAGUUACAUAUACAUAGAAGGAAAAAUGUUAACUGAUGACAAUAAAGUUCCUACAAAAUUUCAAUUUAUUAAUAACGGUAUUUCGUAUUUAUUUAGAGAAUUGAGGUAUGAGUUAAAUGGUGUUAUAAUUGAUUCCGUACGAAAUAUUGGUUUAAUUUCAACUUUGAAAAACUACUUGUCGCUUAAUGAAAACCAGAGUAAACUCUUACAAAAUGCUGGUUGGUUUCUAAAAGAAGAUAAGUUGAAAAUUGAUACGCAUGGUAAUUUUAAUGUAUGCAUACCGUUAAAAAUUUGGUCUGGCUUUUUUGGAGAUUUUCAAAAAAUUAUCAUUAACAUGAGACAGGAAUUAGUCUUGAUACGAGAAAAAGAUGAUAUUGAUGCUAUUAUUGCUACAGAUGAAACAGAAAAACUAAAAAUUGAAAUUAAUAAACUUUAUUGGAAUGUACCUCAUAUUUUACCUAAUAUUAGCGAACAUUUGCGGCUAAACAAAAUAGUUCGUAGUAAUACGGAACUACCUAUAAAAUUUAGAAGUUGGGAAUUAAUUGAAUAUCCCACUUUAAAUAAUUGA
Messenger RNA from Diabrotica virgifera virgifera (western corn rootworm), 723 nucleotides. RefSeq lists its product as uncharacterized. Lineage: Eukaryota; Metazoa; Arthropoda; Insecta; Coleoptera; Chrysomelidae. The record is from RefSeq and is a predicted model, not a curated record. Bases 1 to 723 code for a protein of 240 amino acids. The transcript has a single exon.